AUAGACACGAGCUUUCGCGCUUACAAAAAUAAAUAAGGUUAUAGAUCUAGACAAGGGAGACCAAUCUGUAUUAUUUGUAACAACAUGUUUCACGUCUGCACUACUUUGUAACUGAGGCUUAAAAGUAGUGAUUUUGGUUUGAGAUAACAAGGAUGUCUGAAUCUGAUGAAGAACCACAACUCUCCAGUCAUGCUUUGGCUGCUCUACAACAAUUUUACAAAGAGAAACAGGAGCAAGAGGAGAAAUUUAAUUUGGCACUAUCAGGAAACAUUGAAGAGUUUCAGCCACAAGAAGACUGGCAACUUAGCCAGUUCUGGUAUGAUAAUAAAACUGCAGAAACACUAGCUAAAGAGGCACUCUCUAUAGUGGGAGAUAAAGGGAGAAUAGCUUGCCUGAGUUCCCCAACAGUUUACAAGAAGCUUCGUGAGCUCAAAGGGGACUCAGUUGAUGUCAAAUGUUUAGAGUAUGACACACGAUUUCAAGUGUAUGGGGAAGAUUUCAUUUUCUAUGAUUACAAUGAGCCACUCAGGGUGGAUGCAGCUCUUCAAAAUCAGUUUGAUCUGGUCAUAGCAGAUCCUCCAUUUCUAUCAGAAGAAUGCCUGUGUAAAACAGCAAUCACGAUCAAGUUUCUGGCUAAGGAUAAGCUGAUACUAUGCACAGGGUUUGUGAUGGCUGACUUAGCAAAGAGACUACUAAAGGCUGUUCCCUGCAAGUUUGAGCCUAGACAUGCUAAUGGAUUACAAAAUCAAUUUUCAUGUUAUGUGAAUUAUGAUAGUGUUUUAUUAAAUACAUGAUAAUCUAAA
Molecule: messenger RNA, 803 nt
Organism: Biomphalaria glabrata
Lineage: Eukaryota; Metazoa; Mollusca; Gastropoda; Planorbidae
Product: EEF1A lysine methyltransferase 1-like
Exons: 5
Coding region: 153-794 (213 amino acids)
Biological process (GO): methylation
Molecular function (GO): nucleic acid binding; protein-lysine N-methyltransferase activity
Source: RefSeq, a predicted model, not a curated record